This is a messenger RNA of Geosmithia morbida, 918 nucleotides long. RefSeq names its product ubiquitin-conjugating enzyme E2 J1. The record is from RefSeq and is a predicted model, not a curated record. Lineage: Eukaryota; Fungi; Ascomycota; Sordariomycetes; Hypocreales; Bionectriaceae. The coding region runs from base 1 to 918 and encodes 305 amino acids. The transcript has 3 exons.
AUGGCAUCCACACCCCAGUCACGCACAAAGUCGCCAACGAUAAAGCGCAUAUUGCGCGAAGCCGCUGAGCUCACCUCGACUCCGUCGCCAGACUACACAGCCGAGCCUCUCGAGACAGACCUAUUCGAAUGGCACUUCACCCUGCGCGGUCCCCCCCACUCGGCCUACAGCGACGGCCUGUACCAUGGACGUAUAAUACUACCUUCGACAUACCCGCUUCGGCCGCCAAGCUUCCGCUUCAUGACCCCCAACGGCCGCUUCGAGGCCAACCGCGAGAUCUGUCUGAGCAUUAGUGGCCAUCACGAGGAGACGUGGCAGCCAGCAUGGGGAAUUCGCACCGCUAUCGUCGCACUCCGAAGUUUCAUGGAAACUGACGCCCAUGGCCAACUCGGCGGGUACGAUACGACCGAGGAAGUCCGUCGACGCCUAGCUACCGAGUCACAUUCGUUCAGGUGUCCUGGAUGUGCCAAGACGAACGCCGAGAUCAUAAGGGAGUGCGAAGAGCGGGCCAAGGAGGCCGACACUGACGGCCAGGAUGUCGAUAUUCCCGAGGAGCUGAGCAUGGGAUUCAAGGACCAGAUGGGCGGCACACCCGAAAACAAGAGCCAGGCUGGUGGUGACACAUCCGAUACCAACGCGGCCUCCUCUUCUCAUCCGACGCCGCCUAACGGCACUGACCAUAGCGCCCCCUCAAAUAUCGCGGAACACCCUCCUCCUCUCUCGCCUCGACCGGCGCAGGCUGUACCCCAGCCGACUCGCACAAUACCCGCCGCGCAUUGGCAGCCGCAGAGCCGUCCCGCCGUAAACAUGAUGAUGCGUGACCCGCAGAACGGGGUGCCCAUAUGGAUUGACCGGCUCAUUGUCGGUCUCGUGGUUGUGCUUGCAGCUCUAGUCAUCAAGGUCAUGUUUGGCGCUUGA